Molecule: messenger RNA, 2194 nt
Organism: Drosophila grimshawi
Lineage: Eukaryota; Metazoa; Arthropoda; Insecta; Diptera; Drosophilidae
Product: ribosomal L1 domain-containing protein CG13096
Exons: 2
Coding region: 84-2042 (652 amino acids)
Source: RefSeq, a predicted model, not a curated record
ACCGUGCAACAAUUUUGUACUCUCGCACGUGUUGUUCAGCGUGCAUUGUGUUUUUAAAUAUUGCUGAGUUUUAAAUAGCAAAUAUGGUAAAAGUACAGAAGCCGCAGCCGAAAACUCUCAGCAAGGGCAACAAAAUCGAAGGCAUUGCCAAGGAGAAACAAAAAGUGGGCAAAACCAUUAAAAAAGCAAAAGCAACCGCUCCUGCUGUGGUUGACAGCAAAAAAAGCGCUACAAAAAAGACAGAAAUUAAGAAAGCUACGAAGAAAAAUGCCGUAAAUGGAGCAGGAGUAUUUACAGUAACACCAGCUACGCCCCCGGCGAAGUCAAAGCCGUCGUCCAAGAAGCCAUUGGUCUUGGCCCCGCCCGAAUCGCCGGCUACACCAGCACCUAAACCAAAAGCAGCAACAAAGGUUGCCAAGAAUGUUGCCCCAACAAAGGUGAAUGCAACAAAAGCAACGAAAAUUGUGCCUGUUGAAAGUCAAAAGCCCAAGAAGCAAGAAAAGGUUGAAAAGAAACCCGUAAAGCAGCAGGAAAAGCCUACGAAGCAAGUGCCUGUAGAAAAUAAAUCCGAAAAACAGGAAAAGCCUAAGAAGCAAGUGCCUGUAGAAAAUAAAUCCGAAAAACAAGAGAAGCCUGUAGAAAAGAAAUCGGAGAAACCGGAGAAGCAAUCAAAGAAGCAAGUUCCUGUGGAAAAGAAAACUGCUAAGCUAGAGAAACAGUUGACUACUUCAGUUGCUAAGAAUGCCAAGAAGCAGCCUCAGUUGGCAAAGAAAGUGGCCAAGAAAGUAGUAAAAGUAGUUGCCACAAAAGUUGUCAAAGUUCCCAAAGGCAAAGGAAAGCCAAAGGGAAGGGCAGCUAAGAAGCAAAAGAAGGUAAAGAAAGUCGUAGAGUUGGAUUAUGAACUGAAAGGGUUUGAUGAGGAUAAAUUUAAUGAAAUUGUCUGCGAAUCGAAUGUGGAAAAAGUGUGCAAUGCUCUUAAGAGCCAGGUGGCCGAGGAGGUGCAGAAGCAAAAGGCGACCUCAAUCUUCAGCGAUUAUCGCUACAUCCUGCAGGUUGCCUGCUACAAGAUACCCAGUUGCCCCAAGCGUGUCGUAAAGCUGGCGCUGAAGCAUUCGCUGGUCGGUACCGAUGACGAUGUCGCCUUCAUUGUUACGGACCUGCAGCGAGGAGCUCGCUUUGACUAUGAGCCCACCGUGCAGCAUUAUGAGGAUUUAUUGCGCGAGGCGGGCGUCGAGCAGCGGCUGAGUGUGGUGCCUUUUAAUCGACUGCGCAAUGAUAUGACCACUUUUGAGGCUAAGCGCAAGUUCCUCAACAGCUACGAUUACUUACUGUGCGAUGGACGCAUCUCAGGCCAGGCGAGCGCUUUUCUCGGCCAGCAUACUCUGAAGCCACGCAAUGUGUUGCACGCCGUGCGUAUGAGCAAGACCAACCAGUUGAAGGAGGAAAUAUCGCGUGCACUUUGCCGCACUGCCUACAGGCAGUUGAGAAAGGGUGAUCUAACGGCCAUACCGGUGGGCAAUCAUGAGCACAGCGGCCCACAGCUAACCGAGAACAUUUUGGGUAUUGUCAAACAGCUGCAGCAGCAGUAUCCUGGCGGUCUUGCCAAUGUGCGCUCAAUGUAUUUGAAAAUCGAUAUUGUGGGAACCUCGGCGCUGCCCUUGUAUAUCAGCAUGUGUGCCCCGCCAGCGGAUACACCCUAUGUGGUUGGUCCGCGUGAGCAGCGCAUGCUCAAACUGAAGAAACAGGCAAAUGAAGUGCUUACAAGAUUCGCUCUUACCAAGGAUGUGGAUUUCAUCAAGUUGACCAAAGAACAGGUGAAACAUAAGGCAGAGCUGCGAGAGAAGCGUUUAGCUCUGAAGGCUGCGGAAGCUAAGGAGUCGGCAAAGGAUGGCGACGGCGGCGAGGAGUCGGCUGUGCCAGCGAAAAAAGCACGUAAAAAUCCACCACUGCAGACGGUCCAACCUGUUGACGAGUCUGAUGAUGAGGAUGAUGACGAGGACGAAGAAGAUGAUGAUGAAGAUGAAGAUGAGGAUGAGGAUUAGACGCCGACUAACAUAUAGUCCAAUUGUUCUUUCAUUUCCUUAGUCUAUAUUUUGUUAUAUGCUAACUUCAUUAUACAAAUGAAUGUAUAUGUAUCGUGAACACAAUUGGAAACACUUUCUAGAAAUAAACAAUUUUUUUAUAUAAGAAAAAU